Molecule: messenger RNA, 6806 nt
Organism: Pangasianodon hypophthalmus (striped catfish)
Lineage: Eukaryota; Metazoa; Chordata; Actinopteri; Siluriformes; Pangasiidae
Exons: 5
Coding region: 778-2280 (500 amino acids)
Biological process (GO): negative regulation of DNA-templated transcription; negative regulation of circadian rhythm
Cellular component (GO): nucleus
Source: RefSeq, a predicted model, not a curated record
UUUGGCUCCUCAUUGGCCGAAGCCACUCCGCCCGGACAGCGGCACGCGGACCAUGACGACGACACGGCGCGCGCUGCAGUGUCUUCUGAUGGUGACUAGAUUUGUUGAAUGUUUUCUGACAGAAGAUGAAUUAAACAUAAAAUAUUUAUACAUCAGUUAGUUCAGUCCCACACAAUGGUUAUCUGAUAAGAGCACGGUUACGUCACUUGUUCGUCCGUGCCUGUGACACUGAUUAGACUUACGGUAAUUAUAGCUUUGUUUUCUGCUGAUGUCAGCUGACGCUAACUUAACCAACCUACGUCAUCACACACUCAAACACGUGGUACUGCUUAAUUACCGCGCUCUGUUGUCUGUCACCCCGAGCUAAAUAUCAUUAACUGCACUAGGAGCUGUCGACUGCCUCGCGCCUGUCCCUGUACUCCACUCCACGUGCUCUGUUACGCAGCAAUACCAUUGCGUCACUCACGUCGGAGAUUGGCGCAUGCCUAUUGGCCGCUGUGGAUGUCGCUCAUCAGAAGAGCCGCCCAGCACCCAGCUGAAACGAGCGGCUGCGUUAAGCACAGGCGCGCGCAACAAACCAGACUGAAACAAAACACAAAACACAAGAAGACAUUUACAGCGCGAGCUGAGGGCCAAGCCGUAGUAUUCCAUAAGAAUACUGAAUACUGAGCAUUCAGUCGUUUUGCUGCUAGCUUGGUGGUGGUGCAUGGGCCAACUAAAACCUGCAGAAUGGAGUGAAGGAGAAACGAUUGAGUGUCUUUAGAACCAAUACCCACAAUGCCCCAGGAAUCCAGUUGUGUGGGGAGGUGUGCUGCCCUUCCUGCCAGUAAAAAUGCCAAGGACAAAAGCAACAGUGCUUCCCUGCUGUCCAGAACAAAGUUUCACACAGAGCAGGUGAUGAAUGGACGGAACUCCCGCUGCAGUUCUGAGAAAGACUCAGGUUAUUCAGAUGCUGGAUCUGACUAUCAGCAGACAGAUGUAGAUGAUCAGCACAGUACUGUGACUGAGUUGAAGGGCCGUAAACCUCAGAGUACAGCAGAUCAGGGGAACCACAUCCUGGUAUCGGGACAAGCGGAGUUCACACCCAUGUUUAUCAUCAAAAAUGUAGUUUUAAAACAGUCGGGACAGACAGGACAGGAUCAGGUUCUCCAGUCUUUGUGGGGAACAGAGGGCACUAAUUCUCAAAGUAAUCUUCUGUUGCUGCAGCAGCCUGGCAUCACUGUCUCUCCACUCCAUGUUCUUACACCACAGCUACGAAGAGCUGAGAGCAAGAACAAAAAGGGCAAAAACACGUAUCUCCCCAUCCUCAACUCGUAUCCCAGAAUUGCUCCUAAUCUGAACAAAAAAAAAACAGAGAAACCCCCAGCUAGCAGGGAGGGCAGUUCAGAGGAGCACAGCCUGAGUAAGAGAGUGUGCACUGAAGAAAUUAAAGAGGUUGUGUCUGAGAAGCAUCCAGACAAACAGCUGGAGAGCCACUUCCUGUCUCACUCUCAUUCUUUCUUACAUUCACGCUCUUCCAGUGGUGACUUAGAACAGAGGAGUUCAUGCCUCCCCCCUCCUGAACUAAAAAUUAUGGGGACAUCAGCCUUCACGAGUCUUAGCUCGUCAUCUGUUUCCACUUCAAAGACUUCCUCUCCAUCCUUUCCAUUUUCGUCUUGUUCUGAACCUGCAGCACAUUUGCUCCCCACCAGUAAGGUAAGCCUUUCAGGAGGCUCAGUCCCAGACUCUACCAUUGGCUUGACUCGGCACCGCCGCUUCCUCAACACAGUGGAGAUACUGAGCCAGUCAGGACUGCUGGACAUUACCCUAAGAACACAGGAGUUGCUCCGCCAGAGUGCUGCCACAGAGCAAAAUAUUGCUCAGCUGCGUCAGCAUACACAUCUGCUGUGCCAGGCUGUCCACGCAGGUUCCAAAGUGCCCACUUUGGAGAAAAUACACAGAGUCAUGGUUGAGUCUGGCUGCUAUCCAAAUCUCAGGAACUUGCUUUUCAUGGGCAGUGAUGAUGGAGAGCUGGAGGCUGACAGCAACUCCAAAAUUGAUGCCAUGAUCACCUACAGAUGUGGUUUUAAUGGGCAGGGGGAAGUUGCACCUCCCUCCCCUCUUCUCACUAUUGAGCCAGGCAGGGAAGGCAGAGAUUUUCCAUCAGCAGAUCAGCAGGACUCAACAUUUGGCAUGGAAUGGUUGAGGGCCCAUGGGAAGCGCCCGCCUCACAAAAAGCUUCUCGUGCCUCCAGACAGCUCAACUUGUGGGGUGGCUGCUGUAGAAACUUACACAGAGUAACACUCAGUCACUGAGUCAAGUAGUGUAAUUAUAAUAUACACAUACAUACACCCAUGGAUUGCUCACCUAAGUCAGUGAGUGCUGGCCUUCACUGUGGAGAAACAUUUUAGGUGGCAUGUUUCAGCCAUGGAUUAAUUUAUGAACUGCACAGCUUCAUGACAAGCUGUUUUUCUGUUUUCACAGUUUAUGGUAUUUUAGGAUAUUCACAAGCACAGCAUGUCCAUCAUUUUGUUGUCCUUUUCAGUUCAGCUUGUUUCCAGAUUGUAAUUUCUAUCUAUCCACUUAUUAUAAUAAUUUCGUUACAUCGACAUAUUAAAUGGCACAAUCAGGCCAGAAUUGGCCAUCGGGAAACUUCGCAGUGGCCUGAUCUGUCUUGUGACUGGAAUUGUCCUGUUCUUUGCCAAGUGGCUGGCAAAUGCUGUAGUUCCUAGAAAUUAUGUUCUGUCCAUAUAGUCAAAUUCAAGCAUAUAGCUAAUUUUAUCUUAUUAGGCUGUAUUAACCGCAGUAUCACUAUCUAGCAAGUAAAACCACAGCUGGCUGCAUAAUUAUUAGACUAUACAGCUGAACAUAUUUUUGUUAUUUUCAAGAUUGACCAAGAAAACGCACUAAAACUGAAGCCCUUUCAACAGGGCUGCAACUAUGUAGCUAGCAACUAUAAUUUAUAAUAAAAACUGAAAGUAGUAGCCAACAUUGAUAGUCAGUGACUAGCUGCCUGUGUCAGAAGGUAGGCCUACACUUUCCCAUCAGCCAAGUACAGGGAGCAAAUUUACAGGCACAGGGAAAACAGAAAGCAAGCAAGCAAGAAAUGAAUGAAUGAAUGAAUGAAAUGCCAUGCACAAAGAAAUGCCAUGAUCUUAUUUUGUAUUGUAGCUACAUGUAUGUGGGUCAUUUAUAAAAUCACUUAAAAUGCCCACCUAUUUGUGAGACUGAAUGCAUCACUUUCUUUACUGUAUUCAUUUUCUUAUUGUUAAAAGUAACACAACUCAUGAUUUUCUUUUGAGAUACAUUCACCAAUCAAAUCAUUAGGAAUCUCUUUCUAAAAUAGGGUAAAACUAUCCGUUCUGAGAUGCUUCUCUGCUCACAACUUCUCAAGAGUGGUUAUUUGAGUUAUUGGUGCCUUCCAUGUCACCUUGAACCAGUUUGUCCAUUCUGCUUUGACCUCUCUCAUUACCAGUGCAUUUCUGCUCACACAACUACUGCUAACUGGGUGUUUUUUGUUUGGUUAUUUUUUUGGCACCAUUCAGUGUAUAACAAGAUCUGGAGAUGGAUAUCAAUGAAAAUCCCAGGAGAUCAGCUGUUUCUGAAAUACUCAAACCAGCCUGUCUGGCACCAUGCCACAGUCAAGGUUACUGAGAUCACAUUUUUCCCAUUCUGAUGCUUAAUCUUAACCAUAACUGAAGCUGUUCACCCCGGUUUACAUGAUUUUAUGCAUUAAGUUGCUGCCACCUGAUUAGAUAUUUGCAUGAAUGAGCAGAUGUACAGGGGUUCCUAAUAAAUUGGUCGGUGAGUGUACAUUACAGUAGGUGGUUAGUGGUCUCAAGGUUUGUUGUGGGUAUAUGGGGUGGUGUAAGUGGAUUUGAGACUCCUGGCCUGAAUUUUUGUCCCAGUCCAGCCUGAGGCACAAGAGACAUAUAUUAAUUGUCUGAUGGCUUCAAAUGUGUUCGGUUACAAUAGAAAGACUACAGUAGAAAAACUGCACUGUCUGAUAUUUCUCUUUCAUUAGAAAAAAAUCCAUUAUAUGAGGUAAUAUAUGGUAUAGUUUGUGCUUUUAGCAUCUGUAGUAAUGUAGUGAUUGCACUGUGGACUAUUUGUCAUCACACAAUUACAUGCGACUACAAAUGGGUUUUAUGCCUCUACAUCACGAUAGCCUGCUGGUGCUACAUGACAUCCUGUAAGUACUGGGACAAAAAUCUCUUUCAUACAUGAACUUUCCCUUAACACUAAAAAAUGCAAAAUGCUUAUGAAGGUUUUGCAGUAGAAUCUUUUGUUUUGAAUUUGAUCUUUUUCUGUAGUGUGCGUUUCAUUUUUGUUUUAAUCUAUGCUAUAAACAGUAUUAAUUAAUGUUACUAAGGAAUAAUGUCUGGCUCUGUAUCUGAAUGUUAAAUAAUGAUGUUUUUUGGUUCCCUGUGAAGUGAACUACUAGAGUUGAUAACAGUUUCUGUUCCUUUGUUUAAUCAUGAACCAUGUGAUAAUUAUAUAUGUGAAAUGUCUUAGAAUGAUUGGUGUUCUUUACAGUCUUGUACUCUGCAUUACACUAAGGAUUUUGGUCAAUUGUGAGAGUUUUAUGAUGAUACAUAACCCAUUUAAUAUUAUUUCUUUAUUAUAUGUGUAAUGAUGUCUGGGAGGCUUGGUAAAUGUCUUGUUUAUUGCAGUUCAUUGUUUAGUUAUGCAAGAAGUAAUUCUUUUUAUUUUCUCUAUUUGGUGUUAAAUCUUUAUAUAGUCCACUCUAAAAAAUAUUAGGAACAGCAAGGCCCAUUCUUUGUUUUUGUGCUAUACCCUGAGGACAUUUAAGAUUUAAGAGAUGAUGAUGAUAAAAAGAUGAAUAUGAGACAAUAGAUCAGAAUUUCAGCUUUCAUUUCCUGAAAUUUACAUCUAGAUCUGUUAAACAACUUGGAACAUGGCACCUUUUGUUUGAACCCACCCAUUUUUCAAGUGAUCAGAAAUAUUGGAACAUGUGACUGACAGGUGUGUCUUCAAUCAAAGCCAUUGCACAAGCAUUGGGCAUAGCCAAUACAACAACUUGGAAUGUCCUGAAAAAGAAAGAAACCACUGGCAUACUAACAAGCAGACAUCGAACAUGUCAGAUGAGGAAAACAGCAGUUGAUAAACACUGUGAGAGCUGUGAAGAAAAAACAAAAAAACAACAGACAGUGACAUCACCAACGAGUUCUUCUCUGGUGUGCUUCCUCCUCCACACAAUGUCUUUUGACUUUAUAAUUUCAAGUAUGUAUUCAUAAGCAUAAAAAAGAUACACUAUAUGGACAAAAGUAUUGGGACACACCUCUUACUUAUUGAAUUCAUGUGUUUCAAUCAGAUCCAUUGCCACAGGUGUAUAAAAUCAAGCAGCUAGCCAUGCAGUCUGCAUUUACGAACAAACAAGAGCUCAGUGAAUUUAAGUGUGGUACUGUGAUAGGAUGCCACCUUUGCAAUAAGUAAGUUUGUGAAAUUUCAUCCCUGCUAGAUAUUCCACGGUCAAUUGUAAGUGGUAUUAUUGGAAAGUGGAAACAUGUAGGAACAGCAGCAACUCAGUUUCUCUAGAUAUUCCACGGUCAAUUGUAAGUGGUAUUAUUGGAAAGUGGAAACGUGUAGGAACAGCAGCAACUCGGAAGACCACAUAAAGUCACAGAGCCAGGUCACCGAGUGCUGCGGCGCAUAAAAGUCGCCAACGCACUGCUGAUUCCGUAGCUGAAGAGUUUCAAACUUCCACUGGCAUUAAUAUCAGCACAAAAACUGUGCAGAAGGAGCUUCAUGGAAUGGGUUUCCAUGGCCGAGCAGUUGCAUGCAAGCCUCACAUCACCAAGUACAAUGCCAAGUGUCGGAUGGAGUGGUGUAAAGCAUGCCACCACUGGACUCUGGAGCAGUGGAAACGUGUUCUGGAAACGAAUCACGUAUCUGUUUGGCAGUCUGAUGGGCCAGUCUGGGUUUGGCGGAUGCCAGGAGAAUGUUACCCACCUGACUGCAUUGUGCCAACUGUAAAGUUUGGUGGAGGACGGAUAAUGGUAUGGGGCUGUUUUUCAGGGGUUGGGCUCAGCCCCUUACUUCCAGUGAAGGGAAAUGUUAAUGCUUCAGCAUACCAAGACAUUUUGGACAAUGCUAACUUUAUGGGAACAGUUUUCUAUUCCAGCAUGACUGUGCCCCAGUGCACAAAGCAAGGUCCAUAAAGACAUGGUUGGAUGAGUUUGGUGUGGAGGAACUUGACUGGCCUGCACAGAGCCCUGACCUCAACCCCAUCGUACACCUUUGGGAUGAACUGGAAUGGAGACUGCCCUUCUCAUCCAACAUCAGUGCCUGACCUCACAAAUGCUCUGCUGGAUGAAUGGGCAAAAAUUCCCACAGAAACACUCCAAAAUCUUGUGGAAAGCCUGCCCAGAAGAGUGGAAGCUGUUAUAGCUGCAAAGGGGGGACCAACUCCAUAUUAAUGUCUAUGUAUUUAGAAUGCGAUGUCAUUAAAGUCCCUGUUGGUGUAAUGGUCAGGUGUCCCAAUACUUUUGUCCAUAUAGUAUAUGUUUAAGUAAAAACGAAAUUGAUCAGGGGAAAAAAGUAUUCAGAUAUCACAAAUUAGCAAUGUUAGUACUUUGUGGCAAAGCUGUUGUUGGCAUUUAAAGCUUCUAGAAGUGUACAGUAAAAAGUAAUUAAAUCUUUGCAGGAUUGUGGUUUAUUUUAGCCCAUUCCUCUUAGCAAAUCAUCUUCAAUUCCACAAAGUUACAACUUAUAUUUGGGGCCAUUUCUAGCUGAACCUGUAACUAGCAGGACAUGUAAUUUAAUAAUUUUCUGCAAAGGUUAAAAUUAAAAUAUUAUCAUUAUGU